Pteronotus mesoamericanus is the source of this 1488-nucleotide messenger RNA. RefSeq names its product cyclic nucleotide gated channel subunit beta 3 (gene CNGB3). The record is from RefSeq and is a predicted model, not a curated record. Gene Ontology annotation, biological process: monoatomic cation transmembrane transport. Gene Ontology annotation, molecular function: cGMP binding; protein-containing complex binding; intracellularly cGMP-activated cation channel activity. Gene Ontology annotation, cellular component: photoreceptor outer segment; plasma membrane; intracellular cyclic nucleotide activated cation channel complex. Lineage: Eukaryota; Metazoa; Chordata; Mammalia; Chiroptera; Mormoopidae.
AUGCUAAAGACAUUCUUCCAGGAAAUGAAUCAGCCUGUUCCAUUUAACUUUGAAGCUAAAAGGCACUACAGAAAUUCUACAAAAUUUCAGUUGGAUGUCACAUCAGUAAUGCCAUUUGAUGUUUUCUACCUCUUCUUUGAGUUUAAUCCAAUAUUUAGGACAAACAAGAUAUUAAAAUACACAUCAUUCUUUGAGUUUAAUCAUUGCCUGGAAUCAAUAAUGAACAAGGCAUAUAUCUACAGAAUCAUUUGAGCAACAGGAUGCUUGCUGUUUGCUCUGCAUGUGAAUGCCUGCAUUUAUUACUGGGCAUCAGACUAUGAAGGAAUUGAAACUACAAAAUGGGUGUAUAAUGGUUAAGGAAACAAGUAUCUGAGAUGUUAUUACUGGGCACUUCAAAGUUUGGUUUCAUUGGGGGGGGUUCUAGAACCACAAACUUUAUUGAAAAUUGUUUUUCAAGCUGCGGAAAUUUUGGGGGGGGUAGUUUUUGUGUUCUCCAGUUUAAUUGGUCAGAUGUGAGAUGUCAUUGGGAAAGCAACAGCCACUCAGAAGAGCUGCUGGGUAUACAUGAAUCAUACCAUCAUACAUGAACACUUAUUUCAUUUUUUUCUUCAAUCAGGCCUGAUUGCGGCCCUGCCCACCACAAUGCAGUUAGCCCUCACCGUGGAUGUGAACUUCAAUAUUCUCAGCAAAGUUGACUUGUUCAAGGGUUGGGAUAGACAGAUGCUUUAUGACAUGUCACUAAGAUUGAAAUCCACUCUCUAUUUACCUGGUGAUUUUGUCUGCAGAAUAGGUGAGGGUGGUGCUGAACUAUAUUUAAGAAAGCAAGGAGAAGUCCAAGUUCGGGGCUCUGAUGAUGCUCAAAUUCUGGUCAUUCUGAAAGCUGGGACAGUGUUUGGAGAAGUCAUCCUUCUGACAGCAGCAGGAGGAAACCACUGAACAGUCAACGUGGUAGCUCAUGGCUUCAUUCACCCUUUGACUCUGGACAAGAAGACCUUCCAAGAAAUUCUGGUGCAUUAUCCAGAUUCUGAAAAGCUCCUCAUGAAGAAAGCCAGAAGCCUGUGGCUGGAGCUUCUCAAGAAGAAGGCUCCAGCCACAGGGGCAACCUCAUCAACAAAAGGACUUGCCUUCCUCUUUCCACCAAAACCAGAGACACCCAAAGUGUUCAAAGCUCUCGUGGGAAGCACAAGCAGAACCAGCCUUGCACAACUGCUCAGACUGAAGAGAGAGCCAACCACUCAAGUGAGUAGGGAGAAUGGAGGCUGUAAUCCGGCAGUCCUCAACCUCCAGGCCAUGGACUUGUACCCAUCGGGGGCUGUUAGGAACCAUAUUGCACAGCAGGAGAUGACUGGAGGUGGAGGCUGGGGCCGAAAAAGCAGAAUUCAGAACCUGACCUACAAUCAGACACUUAGCAAGUGUGUGACCAAACAGUGGAGUCUUCGUCAUGAACUGACAGCCAAGGCAAAGCCAGACCCUUUACCCCUUUGCUGA